AAAGCUAAAUCUAAAAAUCACCAUUACGUCAGUAGUGAGAUCUGCCGUGCCAAGAAGACUCCAUUCAUUCAGACCUGCAUAUAUGUAUACUUGAGUACUCAGUGAGGGGUUCUCUGCAAGAAAAAUCACUGUCGCACUGGAUUCCCCUCAAUCAUCUCAGAUUGCCCGGGAGCAAAUCGCUAACAAACCUUGUUGACCACCACUGGGGAUAACGACCACGACCACGACCACGACGUUCAUGUGGUCCAAAACCCUCUUGGUCGUGAUCUUGGCCAUCGCUGUUCAAGAAGUGGUCUCGCAAUGCUCACGUGAUACUUGUGGUCCUAACACAAAUUGCAGAGUCCAGGGAAGUGCGGCCGUGUGUCGGUGCAAUUCCGGCUGGGAUCACGCCCCUGGUGGCAACACUAUCGAGGGUUGCACAGUCAGAAUCAGCGAUGGACAGCGCUCCUCUGGCAUUUCUCACCGAGCGACCCCUCCGCGGACUUCCUUCGGCACCCUGAGUAACCGCUUGGGUAACAACCGGAUCCGAUCAGGGUCAAGCUCAGUGGGCUCCAGACAGAACUUCAACGAUGGCGGCGAUCCCUGUGCCGAAAGGCCAUGUGGGCUCAAUGCGGAGUGCACCUCUCAAGGAAAUCGAGCUGUCUGCUCAUGCCCUCCUCGCUAUGAAGGCGAUCCGAACAUUGAGUGUACCCUCGACCCCUGUGAAACCACUCGUUGCGGCGUUAAUGCUGAAUGUGAAAGACGAGGAAACCAAGCAAUUUGUACCUGCCCGCCCGGUUUUAAUGGCGAUCCUCUCAUCAGAUGCGAUGACAACCCUUGCAACUCCAGCCCUUGUCAUCCAAAUGCCGAUUGUCAAGUCCAGGGAACUCGGGCUGUGUGUAAAUGCCGACAAAACUUCGAGGGCGAUGGCAUCAUUGAGUGCUCUCUGGACCCUUGCCUGAACAAUCCCUGUGGAACCAACGCUGAAUGUCAACGCACAGGAAGCUCAUACCGUUGCGUCUGUCCCCGAGGGUACUCUGGCAACCCUCAAUUCCGUUGCAACUCUGACCCUUGCGGUGAGAACCCCUGCGGUCCCAAUGCUGUGUGCAAUCCCAAUGGCAAUGUCGCCACAUGUGUGUGCGCUCCUGGAUAUCUUGGGGACCCUCUUUCACGUGAGGGGUGCUACAACGAGCCGUGCUCUACCGGUCCUUGUGGCGUGAAUGCCGAGUGCGAAUCCAGAGGAAGAAGUGCCUUGUGUCGAUGUCCCCGAGCUCAUACCGGUGACCCCUAUACAAGAUGCAAGUUUGACCCUUGUGCUGAGGCCCCUUGCGGUGUCAAUGCUGUAUGUAAUGAGCAAGGAGAAGGAUACGAGUGUGUGUGUCCGCCCGACUACACUGGCAACGGCUACGGCGUUUGCACCUAUAACCCGUGUGCCACAUCCUCGUGUGGACCCAAUACCGAUUGUAACGUGAUCGGCGAGCGAGCCGUGUGCCGCUGCAUCAGUGGCUACCGGGGUAGUCCGAACAGCAGGUCCGGAUGUUUGGCUGAUCCUUGUUCCAUUGAUCAAAUCUGUCAUCAAAAUGCCGAGUGCACCAACCAAGGGGGUCAACCUGUCUGCAGUUGCGCGCCUGGCUAUGUGGGUGAUGGCUUUCACGACUGUUUCAGAGGGAAUUGUUUGUCCAAUGACGAUUGUGGUUCCCAAGAGGCUUGCCAAGAGUACCAAUGUGUCGACCCCUGCGCAUCCGCUUGUGGAAGCGGGGCCGAAUGUGAAGUGAAUAACCAUGUUGCCAUCUGUCGAUGCCCACGAGGACUCACUGGAGAUCCCUUCCAGAACUGCCGCCGUUUCACUAGGGAAGAAAUUUGUGGAGAUGCCUGCGGUCCCAAUACCGACUGCACAGUGAAUGCCGAUGAACGACCCGUGUGCAAGUGCUUGCCUAACUACAUUGGCAACCCAUUGACUGGAUGUCGAUAUGAAUGCACGUCUGACAGAGAGUGCCCUUCAGCCCAGAAAUGUUCCAACUUCAACUGUGUGGCCGUCUGCGAUUCCUCCGCCUGUGGAGAGAACGCCAACUGUCGAGCCAUCAAUAACCGAGCCGAGUGCACCUGUCCUGAAGACUUCCAGGGCGACCCCUACACCAGAUGCUUUACUGAGUGUGUCCGUCACAAUGAUUGCCCUGAGAACACUGCCUGUAUCAAGUUCAGAUGUCAGGACCCAUGCUACGCCCUAGCUGAACAACAAUGUGCCCCAACGGCCAAUUGUGAAGUCAAAAACCAUAAACCCAUCUGCUCCUGUCCCAGAGGUUUCACUGGAGAUCCUUUCAGGUCUUGUCGAGAGUUCAACCGGGAUGAUCUCUGCAAACCCAAUCCUUGUGGAGUUGAUGCCAUCUGCCAACCAGGUUAUAACAACCGUGGCUCAGAUAAACCUGUAUGUACGUGUCCAAGUGGAUACCGAGGCAAUCCCUUGGUCAGAUGUACUCGAGGAGAUUGUGAACGGGACAGCGAUUGUGGAAGCAAUUUAGGUUGCUACAAUUUCAAUUGCGAGGACCCCUGCCGUAGAGGUGCCUGUGCUCCUAACGCUGAAUGUCAAGUGCGGAACCAUGCUGCGGCAUGCAGUUGUCCGGAUGGGUACUAUGGUAACGCCUUGGAGGCGUGCCGUCCUACCCAAGCCAACACGCGAGUGGUUGGUCACUCCAAUUCUCGUAAUCGUUUCCGCUUUAAGCGCUUCGUGGACAACGUUCUUUCUUACCUUUACUAACCUCCCAUGUCUUGUGGCCUAUAACUCAAUCCUUGUAUAAAGACAUUCUUUCCCUCCCAUUUUCCUCUCCCCAUUGAGCUCCAUCUCCUUUUUUGAAAGGCCCCCUGUGAUGGGUACCCUCCGCCUUUCGUCUUACUCUCUAUUCAGGUAUUUUGUCAAAGGCUUUUCCAUUUUUUGUUGAGAAGGGCCUGUGGGCCCCUAUCCAAACCCGUCUGGGCUGAAGCAAUGUACCAGUUUCAGAUUUGUUCCCAAGACCCCCCUACACACACACUUCACUCUAUUCAACAAGUUUGAAGCUCUUAAAGCAUGCCUUUGAGCAAUGGAAAAGAUUUAUUAUUCAUCAUGAGGAUGCAGAAUGGAGCCCUUUCUUCCUUAUCUCUCGGCCUCUUGCCUGCUUCCACUUAUUCCAUUUCACACUCACUUUUGACUCUUUUGUUCACGCCCCAAAAAAACUCAGUUUCAAAGGAAAUAAAUAAAAAUCUGUCUUAA
Molecule: messenger RNA, 3223 nt
Organism: Tigriopus californicus
Lineage: Eukaryota; Metazoa; Arthropoda; Copepoda; Harpacticoida; Harpacticidae
Product: neurogenic locus Notch protein-like
Exons: 16
Coding region: 239-2734 (831 amino acids)
Molecular function (GO): calcium ion binding
Source: RefSeq, a predicted model, not a curated record